AAGUGCUAAGUCACGUCACGUGACCAAAGCGUCCUGCAGGCCGGUAAAAACUGAACUGCGGGGGGUCUUAGCUUCUGUCGCUCCGCUCUGAGUUGACCCUGGUCCCGGUAUGUCCGCGGUCUGUCUGCACCGGACCCGCUGCUUCCUCCGGCUGGUGCUACCCGGCUUUCCCUCCGCCAUGCGCAGAUACUACAACCUGGAUGUAUCUGCUCCGCUGCUCCGGACGCAGGGCUACGUGAACGGCCGCUGGGUCUCCGCAGCCUCGGUCUUCCCCGUCCUGGACCCGGCCACCGGGCAGGAGAUAGCCCAGGUGUCGGACUUCGGCCCCACGGAGGCCAAGCAGGCGGUGGACGCCGCGUACGAGGCGUUUCAGUCCUGGAAGCAGGUCACAGCGAAGGAGAGAAGCGUCCUGCUGAGGAAGUGGUUCGACCUGCUGACGCUGCACAAAGACGACCUCGCCAAACUCAUCACCUUCGAAUGUGGUAAGCCGAUACGCGAGUCUCUCGGGGAGGUGGCGUACUCCGCCUCCUUCCUGGAGUGGUUUUCAGAGGAGGCCCGGCGAGUGUACGGAGACAUCGUCCCAUCUCCUGCCAAAGACAGAAAGAUCCUUCUCCUCAAGCAGCCCGUCGGCGUCGCCUCCAUCAUCACGCCGUGGAAUUUUCCCAGCGCCAUGAUCACCAGGAAGGUUGGAGCUGCUCUGGCGGCUGGCUGCACGGUGGUGGUUAAACCGGCCGAGGACACGCCACUGUCGGCUCUCGCUCUGGCAGAGCUGGCGGAGCAGGCGGGGAUCCCAGCUGGGGUGUUCAACGUGGUUCCUUGCUCCAGAGAGAAGACCCCGUCGGUCGGGCAGGUUCUCUGCACCGACCCACUGGUGGCCAAAAUCUCCUUCACUGGAUCCACGGCCACUGGGAAGGUGUUGUUAAAAAUGGCUGCUGACACGGUGAAGAAGGCAUCCAUGGAGCUCGGUGGCCACGCUCCUUUCAUCGUAUUUGACAGUGCUGAUGUGGACAAGGCAGUGGGCGGAGCCAUGGCGUCUAAGUUCAGGAACUCUGGACAGACAUGUGUGUGUUCCAACCGGUUCCUGGUUCAGAGUGGGAUCUACAAACACUUCGUGGACGCUUUGGGACGAGCGAUGGACGCCGAGCUCCGAGUAGGUCACGGCUCAGAGCCCGACACCACCCAGGGGCCGCUCAUCAACACCAGAGCUGCAGAGAAGGUGGUCCAGCAGAUUUCGGAUGCCGUGUCCUGCGGCGCGAAGGUUUUGAAAGGCGGGAAGCGUCUGGGCGGAUCCUUCAUGGAGCCGACUCUGCUGGCCGACGUCACCACGGAGAUGCUGUGCACGAAGGAGGAAACAUUCGGGCCGCUGGUACCGGUCAUCAGGUUUCACACGGAGGAGGAGGCGCUGGCCGUGGCGAAUGCUUCCAACGUGGGACUGGCAGGUUACUUCUACUCUCAGGACGUCGCUCAGAUCUGGCGGGUGGCCGAGGCGUUGGAGGUGGGCAUGGUAGGGGUCAACGAAGGCCUUCUGUCCACAGCUGAGGCCACCUUCGGCGGGGUCAAGCAGUCCGGUUUGGGCCGUGAAGGCUCCAAGUACGGCAUGGAUGAGUAUCUGGAGGUGAAGUACGUGUGCUUCGGGGGUUUGAAACCCUGAAGCAGCAGCAGCACCGUGAUCAUCGUACAGGUGCAGCUCAGCUUUUGUUUCCUUCCACAGAUUAACAUUCUAAUUUUAAUCCAGAGGAACUUUAUGCUGCUAAUUUAGCUCAAACUGACAUUUCACAAAUCUUUAUUAACAAUGACAAUUAUUUACAAUCGUCUCCUUUAACGUGAUGAACCAGGUCUAACCCACCCAAAACAGGCUCAGUAGAACGUCUGGAAGAAACAGAACAUCACGAUGAUCUUCCCCGAUUAAAUAAGCUGUUUCCCAUAAAGACAGAAGCUGCUCUGACUGGUCCUGAUCCAGCUCCGUGGGACCGGUUCUGGUUCAGGAUGAGCAGAUCCACAUUUCACCAACAAGCCAACUUCGUCUUUGUGCCAAAUCCAGACUGUUGGUGUAAAAUGCUCCAGUUCUGGCUCAUCAGAACUUCAGGGCCAGAUGCAGGACUGGGCCGAGUUGUCCCGGCGACGGUUCUGUCAGGUCCGGCCCAAGAGGGUUUAAUGAAAAUGUUCCUUCUGGACAGAUCAUAAUCUGUGUUCUCCGUUUCCAUGGUAACCGGUGGUGGUGAAAUACAUUUCUAGAGUAUAGUUUGACGGGUGUGAUGAAAUGUAGGAAUAAAUGUAAAUGUUGGGAGGAAACGGGCUCGUCCGCAUGUCUAAAUAAAUAAAUGUAACAUA
Messenger RNA from Melanotaenia boesemani (Boeseman's rainbowfish), 2331 nucleotides. RefSeq names its product aldehyde dehydrogenase 5 family, member A1 (succinate-semialdehyde dehydrogenase) (gene aldh5a1). NCBI's taxonomy places the organism in Eukaryota, Metazoa, Chordata, Actinopteri, Atheriniformes, Melanotaeniidae. The transcript is spliced from 10 exons. Gene Ontology annotation, biological process: GABA catabolic process. Gene Ontology annotation, molecular function: succinate-semialdehyde dehydrogenase (NAD+) activity. Bases 110 to 1651 code for a protein of 513 amino acids. The record is from RefSeq and is a predicted model, not a curated record.